AUGGACCAGUGUACUCAUGUUGGUACACCUAUGGAAACUGGGUGUAAGCUGGUUAAGGUUGAUGAUUCUCCACUUGUUGAUCAAAGUAAAUAUCGGUCUAUGGUAGGAAGCUUGCUCUAUCUCACUGCUUCUAGACCUGACUUAAUGCAAGCGGUUUGUUUGGUCUCACGCUAUCAGUCUGCUCCUAGACAAUCUCAUUUAAAUGCAGUAACAAAAAUUUUUAAAUACAUCCAAGGUACUCUGGAUUUUGGUUUAUGGUAUCCAAAACAUGGUGAUUUUACAUUGAUAGGGUAUACUGAUGCUGACUGGGGAGGUUGUAUUGAUGAUCAACGAAGUACUAGUGGUGCAGCUUUCUUCCUUGGUGACCGGCUGGUUUCUUGGCACAGCAAGAAGCAAGACUGUGUCACUCUGUCCACAGCUGAAUCUGAGUAUAUUGCUGCCACAGCUUGCUGUACUCAAAUGCUUUGGAUGUCUUAUCAGUUGGCAGAUCUGGGUGUUUUUUUACGUGAUCAAGUGACUGCAAAUGAAAUCAUUCUUGUUCAUGUGUCCUCCCAGGCACAAGUUGCAGACAUUUUUACCAAAGCUUUACCAAAGGAUACAUUCAUGCGGCUGCAUGAUCGUUUGGGAGUUUACUCUCAAUCUUUUAUUUCAACUUAA
This is a messenger RNA of Cryptomeria japonica (Japanese cedar), 657 nucleotides long. RefSeq names its product secreted RxLR effector protein 161-like. The coding region runs from base 1 to 657 and encodes 218 amino acids. Lineage: Eukaryota; Viridiplantae; Streptophyta; Pinopsida; Cupressales; Cupressaceae. The transcript has 2 exons. The record is from RefSeq and is a predicted model, not a curated record.